AUGUUCACAAAGGCGCUGCGGAAGCCUCGGUUCUUGAAAGCUGCGAGGAAAGCUGGGGUUGUGACAGAUGCGGCUGCGGGAAAGCGGGCCCGGAAGAACGAUCGGGGAGAUGUCAGAAAUUGGGGACCGGAAUAUUACACCGAGCAGUCCUCGGAGCACCGUGAUGAGGUCCUGACGAGUGUUGGCGCGAAGAGGAGUAUCACAGCCACAAGCUUUCCGGCUGAUCGCUAUAGAAGGCGCAAGGUUGGUGGAUAGGGGAAACGGAUGGCGGGCUUUCAAGGUGCAUUGAUGAAGUAUUCAAAUAGCAACGACUCGGGUUGUAACAGCUACAACCUAGGAUCAACAACUCAUACGGUUCACGGUCACCUACGUACAGGCACUCCUGGCAGCUGGCGUAGGAAGGGCAAAGGAUCAGUGAGG
This is a messenger RNA of Mytilinidion resinicola, 420 nucleotides long. RefSeq lists its product as uncharacterized. Bases 1 to 255 code for a protein of 84 amino acids. The transcript is spliced from 2 exons. The record is from RefSeq and is a predicted model, not a curated record. Lineage: Eukaryota; Fungi; Ascomycota; Dothideomycetes; Mytilinidiales; Mytilinidiaceae.